Vicia villosa (hairy vetch) is the source of this 1449-nucleotide messenger RNA. RefSeq names its product putative ubiquitin-conjugating enzyme E2 38. The transcript is spliced from 5 exons. The record is from RefSeq and is a predicted model, not a curated record. Bases 103 to 1380 code for a protein of 425 amino acids. Lineage: Eukaryota; Viridiplantae; Streptophyta; Magnoliopsida; Fabales; Fabaceae. Gene Ontology annotation, molecular function: ubiquitin conjugating enzyme activity.
AAAAGUGGAACAAUUAGUGGGAUUGAGUCUUCCAAUCGUCAACCUUCAGUAUCACAUAAUGUAAUCAAUGUUGACUACCUUGAUUUGAGUUCAGAUGAAUGUAUGGAAGUAGAUGAGUAUACCUUAUUACAGGCACAGUUUGAUAAUGUUGAUCUACCAACCGGAAUCGAGGCACCUUUUACGUUUCAGCCCAAUAACUCUAUAACCCGAGGAUUUAAAAUCGGUAGUUCUAGUUUGCAAUCUUGUGGAACACAAUUGUCUUCUAAAGCUGCAGCUAGUAAGAAGAAUUCAUUGGGAGUAGAGUCAUCUAAGUCUCGGCGGUUUAUGAAAUCUGUCCGCAGCAAAGGGAAGCAUGGUUUGGCUGACAAUCCAGAUGUGAUGAAGCCGCCAUAUUUGGGGCGAUUUGAAUGUGCUAAGGUGGGAGCUGGAAGUGGUAGUUCGUUCCGUUCAAAUUUUAUUGGACAGAACGGAUCAUUGCGUCCUUGUGGAGUAGAAUCAGGAAAGUUUUGGUCGAAGAGUUCUUGUAGUUUCGUUGCCACUCCUAAGCAUGCGCAUGGUUCCACUGGUGCUCUCAAAUCUGCAAGAGAUGUGCAUAAAGCUGAAAAUGUAACUCUGAGGAAACUUCAAAGUUUUAAGCAAUUUGAUACUGUCAUCGACACUUCGGAUCAUCACUUUAUUAAUGAUAAUUCCUCCUCAAAACAGAAUCUAAAGAGUUGGGCUAAAAAAAUCCAGAAAGAGUGGAAAAUUUUGGAGAAACAUUUGCCGGAUACAAUAUUUGUGAGAGCCUAUGAAUCAAGGAUGGAUCUCAUGAGGGCUGUGAUUAUUGGAGCAGAAGGGACUCCUUACCAUAACGGUCUUUUCUUUUUUGAUAUUCACUUUCCCAGUGGCUAUCCCGAUGUACCCCCGAACGUCCAUUACCAUUCUGGAGGUCUUGAGAUCAACCCGAAUUUGUAUGACUGCGGCACAGUAUGUCUCAGUCUACUUAACACCUGGUCUGGCAGCAAAGAAGAGAUGUGGACUAAAGGUGUUUCAACAAUGCUACAAGUUCUAGUCUCCAUACAAGGGCUAAUCUUGAACUCAAAGCCUUACUUCAACGAACCUGAAUAUGAAGAUUCGAUGGGUACACCAGACGGUGAAAUGGAUGCCCAGGAGUAUAAUCAAAGUACAUUCAUUCUAUCGUUGAGGACAAUGACGUACACGAUAAGAAAGCCUCCAAAGAAUUUCGAAGACUUAGUUGCAGGACAUUUCUACAGCCGAGCACAUGAUAUUCUGGCAUCAUGUAAAGCAUACACGGGAGGUGUUGAAGUUGAUUGUUUGGUCAAAGAGUUCGAAAAUAUUGGAGUAGACUGUAAGAAAUUUAGAAGACAUUUCCACCUAUAAUUUGUUGAUUUAGGGGUAUUUUAUCAAUCCAAUUUACUUAAAAAAAUUCAUGUUUCAGAAAACUUAUUU